This is a messenger RNA of Symbiodinium sp. CCMP2592, 5412 nucleotides long. The record is from the annotation of a GenBank genome assembly. NCBI's taxonomy places the organism in Eukaryota, Dinophyceae, Suessiales, Symbiodiniaceae.
AUGACGAGGCCUUGGGCUGCCGCCGUAAAGAGAUCAGAAUGGCAGCAGAAGUGGGACCGGUCUCUGUGGGCGCUGCAAGCACUGGCGCUGCAAGACAAACUCACUCAAGCAGAUUGCACUGCCGGCGUGAAGGCAUGCGGAAAGGCCUUGCGUUGGGAGUGGGCAUUGCAGCUGCUUUCAUGGUCACGCAAGUUUUCCAUCCGGCAUCCUUGGAAUUCUGCCAUCUCGGCAUGUGCCUUGGUGACGGAAUGGGAGCGUGCUUUGCUUCUUCUUCGCAGCAUGCGCCAUCGCGGGCCGAAGCCAUCUGCAAGCAGCUACUCCGCAGCCCUCGAUGCCUUGGCUCGUGGGGCUGAAUGGGCAAGUGGCCUCCGCCUCCUGUCGGAGAUGAAGCGCCGCAUUGCACCGGACCUCGUCGCAGUCACCUCCGUCAUCGUGGCCUGUGGGGCGGCCGCGCGUUGGACUGUAGCGCUCCAGCUCUUUGAGAGAGCGAGCGUCGAGUUCCAUGGAGGUGACGUGGUGUUGCUUGGGGCCACUGCCGCGGCUUGUGGUCGUGGCCAUCAGUGGCAGGCCUCUCUGACAUUGCUAAAGUGUGGCUCUGCCGCUAGACUGCUGAAUGCAACGCUGUUUGGAGCUUGUUUAGCGGCCUGCGCGAAUUCAUCAGUGUGGGUGCAGGCGGCUGCCCUGCUGCAGGGGAUGAGCAGGGCAGCCAUUGCACCUGGAGAAGCAGGACUAACAGCUGCAGCUAGCGCAUUUUCAUCUGCGGAGCUUUGGCAGCAGGCCCUCGAUGUGCUUUCAAGAGCAGAGCCACAGACAGGUGCUUGGUGGGGAGCAGCAAUUGCUGCAGCUACUCGUGGUUUUCGGUGGGAGCAGGCAUUGGAACUUUAUGCGAGGAUGCCGGAGCGCAGUGUCUCUCCCAACGAGGCUUGCAGCAGUGCGGUCCAGACGGCAUGUGUUCGAGCUUCUCGAUGGGAGGUGAGCCUGGUGCUGAGCUUCGGAGCCGGAGGUGAAGGUUUGGCUCAGGCGGCUCAGAUCCCUCUUGGAUGUCUUGGUCCGGUACUGGCUGCAUGUCAACAUGGUGCCCUUUGGAUCGAAGCCUUGCACUAUCUACGCCAGGCCCAGCUAGCCGGAAUGAGUGGUGUCGUGAUGCGGGCUUCGGCUAUGGCAGCUUGCGCGGAGGCCUCCAAAUGGAGCUGGGCGCUUCGCCUGCUGCCAGCUCUCACUUCCGGAGACGCUGAGCCCAACGCUGUUAGCUUCGGUGUGGCACUCCAUGCCUGCCGUUUGGGACGCCAGUGGGCUGCAUCUUUGUGGAUGCUUUGGGACGAGAUGCCAAGAUGUUCUGUUCGACCAGACUGGGUGGCCUUCUGUGCAGCACUGUUGGCAUCAGAGCGAAGCCACAAGGGCGUUGAGGUAUUGCACCUGGUGCAGCAGCUUCGCAGGGGUGCAGUCGGCCGCGAGCCGCGAUUUCAGAGUUCCAGGCUUGGGGAGCGACUCGCUGCAGCGUCUUUGUUGGAUCAGCACAGUUGGCUCAGCUCAAGCUGCAGUCGUCAGAUCUGGCGACUGUGUGAUACUACGCUCAAACUGUCACUACAUGCCGCAGACGGGAACAGUCGGUCCAGUACUGUGUUUCGCACAGCAGGCCUGGGUGGACCUCAGCUCACCCGGACCAUGCUGCUGACUUGGAGCCAGCGGGCGAUCAGCUUUGUCAGAAAAGCAAGAAGACUGCCGAAGUGCUUGUGGAAUGACUCGGUCAAGUUGCCACGGCCUGUAAGAGUGGAUGCAGAGGACGGGGACUACUUCAAUGAUGUCUACAAGUAUGACAUUGACUACAUGUGCCAUGCUUCUCGCAAGGCCGUGAUAUACGCCCACUCCAUGUACAUCUUCGGGGGCUGGGACGGUCAUGACACAUUGCAGGAGGGAAGCCUGUCUGCCGGUAGCAUGCAAGCCGCAUAUCAGCUCUACAGCGAGAAGCUGGAGUUGUUCGAGUACAAUAUCUCCUCUAACAUGUGGAUCCAGUUGCCCCUGCGUGGCACAGCACCUCGCGCGCGGUAUCGUCACACAGCGGUCGUGUGUGGUGAUGCGAUGUUCACGUUUGGUGGCGUCGACAAGACGCAGUACCGUUUUCCAGACUUGCACGAGUACAACUUCACACAUCGGCACUGGUUGAAGGUCGCUACGAUGUCCGUGCAGCCAUCGGCACGAACUUUCCACAAGACUGUGGUUCACGAGGGCUACAUGUACAUCCUGGGUGGCUUUGACGGACGUCGAUUGAAUGACAUGUAUCGUAUUUUGCUUCGGACAAAAUCCGAGCUGCAACGUUGUCAGAAACAACUCGCUGAGCAGGCAGCAAGCAGUCCACCUGUCCCGAGCAGUUCCGUACGUCCAGAAGAUGUUCCUGGAAGCACUGGGGCCGUUGGUGAUGCUCAGGAUGCCGCUCAGACUUUGAUGCCAGAGGAUCUGUGGUGCUGGACCCGAAUCGACGACCAGCUUGGCCAGGCGCGGGCAGAUAGAGCGUCCCAGGUUGAUGUGUUCGAGCAGGCGGGACCAGGACUCAGCUGCAAAGAGAUCCGCAACGAAAUUGAUCAAAGGAUAGCCUCCCAGCUUUGGCGACAUCGCUCUGUUCCGGAAAGGGCCUUCUCCUCCAUUCCGCCCGGCUUGCUGCGCUUGGGAUUGGCGCCAUCCCUUCUCGAUGAAGCUCAUUCUGUCGCUUUCGAGGCUGGUCCGUCGCAAGCGCUUGCUCACCUGACCCGCCGACAGGCACUUGAGCCGGAUCCAAUGCAGCAACGGGUGGCGAAGCAGCUGGAUGUUGUGUGGAGCUCAACCUGGGCGUACUCCGAGGCAUACGACCUUUGGAAGCAAUCACACAUCGAGUGGGAGGCGGAGUGCGCUCGCAGAGUAGCUGCGCACGAGCAGCAACGGCGGCAGCUGGAGCAGGACAAGAGCCAUGACCGAAAGGGAGAGAAGUCCGACUUCCCCCAGGCUCCUGUGGUCCUUCCUGCAGAGCCCACAAAGCCAUCGUUACGAAGCAGAGGCUGCUACAUUUGGGGCCAGGUUGGUCGCGGCAAGACUCUUCUCAUGGACGUCUUCGCAUUGUCCUUCCAGCCCACGAAGAACUCGGCCGGGAUUGGCACCUUGCCAUCAAAGGCGCAGCUCCGGCGAGUCCAUUUUCACGAGUUCAUCCAUGAACUGCACCGCCAGCUCCAUCGCUCGGGGGGCCAAUCCGGGUUAGCCGCUGCGGUCGAUGUCGUCAUGCGUGGUCAGCCGCCCGUGCUCUGUUUCGAUGAGUUUCAAAUCACUACAAUAGCAGAUGCAUCGCUCUUGACGCCGCUGUUCAGUGACCUAUUGACACGCGACGUCGCUGUGGUCAUAACUUCGAACCGACCUCCAAACGAGUUGUACAAGGGAGGAAUCGGUCGAGAUGCUCACCUACCUGCUUUUGAAUCUUUGUUGCAAUCGUCUUUGGAGGUCCGCCACCUGGAUGCUGGCACAGACUACCGUCUCAGGGCGGUCAGCGAUAUUUCGACAGACCAAUCCGACUACAUCUUGGGUGCAGGAGCCAAUGAACGUUUGGAGUCUGCUUUUCGAGUUGCUUGUGAAGGGCAAGCAGUGGGCCCUGUGCUCUUGCAGAUUGCCUGGGGACGCUCCAUGUUGUGCCAGCAAGUUGCCAAUGGCGUCGCGAAGUUCACCUUCGAAGAACUCUGUGGAAACCCUUUGAGCUCCGAGGACUAUUUGGCACUGAUCCGGAGUGCAGGCAUUCACACUUUCGUGGUCUCUGAUGUUCCUCAGUUCGGUUUGAACCUGCACAACGAGGCACGUCGUUUCACAAACUUCGUGGAUGCUCUUUACGAGCAGCAGUGCCGUCUGAUCUGUUCCGCUGACUCGUCCAUCGAUGAUCUCUUGACAGGAAUCGAUGGCUUAUGCUCUGCAGAAGUGGAGUCAGAUCAACCGGCCAUGGGCAUUGGAGGUUCAGAAAACUCACUGCGAUGGCAUCGGCACGGAGACAUUUCUUUUCAUUCUUCCGAAUUGUCUCCAUGCAGGCCCGACACCUUCGCAACGGCAGAGGCAGACGCAGAGGCAGGUACAUCGCUUCGCUUGUCGGGCUACGAGCAGGAUAGUGUCGCUGGUGUCAUGGCUGCUGCAGUUGACAGCCUUCGCACGGUGCACUUCACGGCUUCACGUGCUGACCUGAGUUGCCCUUCUGCAUACCAUUACUCCAUGCACCAUUUCCUUGUCAGCCAGGAGAUGAGUAGCACUGCCUAUCGCCAGGGCACCGAUGAAAAUGCCCGGCAGAACGACAUUUACCGUUACGAUGUGCGUCACAAGACAUGGGCUUGCAUCGACCCUGUGACCGGCAGUCCGCCUUCGGCACGAUCUGGAUCCAAGGCUGUGGUGUGCCGAGAUAGCAUUUUCUUCUUCGGUGGCUACACCAAGAAGGACGGAGACUACUUCAACGACCUCUUCGAGUUCAACAUUCCCAAAGCUCACUGGACACGCCUUGACGCAGCUCAAAAGCCAUCAGUGCGAACAGAUCAUUCCUGCGUGGUGUUCGAGGCAAGUCUGUACAUUUUCGGUGGCUUUGACGGACGUACUCGUUUUCAGGAUCUGCAUCUCUUUAACACGGAAGAAAGGGAAUGGAUGCAGGUAACAGACACCGACAAUGUACCGGUUGGGCGCUUCGGACACUCAGCCGUCGUGUACCAGUCUGGCAUGUUUGUGUUCGGCGGGUGGGAUGGCCAUGACACACUGGAUGAUCUCUACGAGUUUUCCAUCACAACGAACCAAUGGUACGCCGUUCCUGGCCGGGGCGACGUUCCUCCGUCUCGCUAUCGUCACAGCGCGGUGGUCCACGGCUGCUGCAUGUUCGUUUUCGGGGGCGUGGACAAACGCCAGGCACGCUUCGCCGACUUAUGCGAGUUCAGCUUUGACACUCGGUCAUGGUCUCGGGUGAAGACUUCUGGUGAUCCACCAUCUGCGAGAACCUUCCAUCGCGCCUGCAUGUAUGGAGGCUGCAUGUACAUCCUCGGCGGGUUCGAUGGCACGCGACGGAACGACAUGUACAAGAUUGCCCUGCCCGAACAGCUGCCGCGUGAUGAGAAACGCAGGCGGCGCUUGCAGGGAACUGGUGAAGGUGAUGCAGAGGCCGCCGCGGAGCCGGAAAUUGGAGAGGUGGAAGGUCCCCAGCCAGAGAACAUCAAGGAAGUCACCAGGCUCCGGCUGCAGGUUCUGGAACUUCAGAAGCGCCUCGAAGCCGAGCAAGAACGCCAUCUUUGCAAAAUUUGUUACGAGCGCGAGAUCAACACGGUCAUCCUAGAUUGUCAGCACCGUGCUGUGUGUUCGAGAUGCCUCGACCAGGUGAAUAGCUGCCCUUUGUGUCGGGCGUCCAUCAGUUCGACUGUCAUCACGUACAAUGCCUAG